GUCGCGUUGAGGCCAUCUGCAUUCCGCCAGCGUGUUCUGAAUAGCCGUGUGUGUGACAAAUUACUGAGUCGUGCUAUGCCGAGCCCGCGUGCCAUCGGAGAGCGGGCCGAUCACGUGGCUCACCGGAUUUCUCAUCUACGGGGCCCCUCACUCGCUUAUUUGCGUCAUGUGGGCGUGCAGUGGCUGAACCCUUUUCCCAACCCAAGGUCCCAAGCCCAAGUGCGAUCGCCGAAGCACACUUAAAAACGGUUGCCCGUGAUGCCUACCCCAGUGUCCCCACUCGAAAGAAUCCCUGUGCCAUGAAAACGACGUCUGCGCUGCUCGCUCUAGCUGCGCUUGUUGCCACCUCGGGCAUCGACGCCAAACACUCCUCUGACGUUCCCUGGAACACCUCUCUAUCUCCGCCCCCGUCAACGGACGCUACCUGCACCGAACGCACAGCGGCGAGCCGUUCUUCUGGCAGGCUGAUACUGCGUGGGAGCUGUUCCACCGACUAAACCGCACCGACAUCGACUUCUACCUACGUGACCGCGCCAGCAAGGGUUUCAAUGUCAUCCAGUCGGUCGUCAUCUCCGAGCUCAAUGGGACGACGUUCCCCAACUUCUAUGGCCAGCUUCCCAUAUUGACGCCGACCCCACACGACCAAACGACGCGUACUUCGAGCACGUCGACUGGGCAGUAAAGCGUGCCGCCGAGCACGGAAUCCUGAUUGCUCUGGUGCCAACGUGGGGGAUGUACAUGAACUGCGGGUGGCACAAUGGGCCUGUGAUCUUCAACAAGACGACGGCGGAAAUGUGGGGCGAGUACAUUGGCCGCCGGUAUCCGGGUCUCCCGAAGAUCAUCGGCGCGGACUCGAACGCUUUCUGGGCUUGCAAUACGUCUGCUGCGCAGGAUGCCUUCCGUGCCGAUCCGGCGCUAGACCCCAACACAUUAUUGGGUCCUAUCGAGGACACCCGGGAUAUCUGGAGCAAGAUGGCCCGUGGUCUCAACACUUCGGAGGCGGCGGCGGGUUUCCAAGCAUUUUACACGUGGCAUCCCACCAACUCGUGGAUAUCAACUCCGGACACGGGCUUGCCGUACGGCCACAAUUAUAUGAACGGGUCGUUCGGUCGUGUUUCGAUGGAUGCAGUCCAAUCGGGACAUAAUAUCCCGGAUCCCAAUAGCCUAGAUGCUGGAUUUACUCCCAUCAGCGGCUGGGACAGCACCAAGAACUACGAGAACACAGCGACGAUGCGGGCAGCCUUUUCGGGUCCCGUGGUCGACCUGGAGAACCAUUACGAAGGCGCAUUCAUUGGUUUCAACAGCUCCCGGCCGCUAUGGAAUGACUCGGUCGUCCGUCACGGCUUGUGGUCCGCCGUGCUGAGUGGCAGCGCGGGGUUUACAUACGGAGCGCAUGCUAUCUGGCAGUUCUACGCCCCCCUCGAUCAACUCGCGCGGCCGGACCUGUUCUUGGAGCCCCAGCUUUCCCAGCCGGCCAACCAGAGCUGGCGUGAUGCACUGCAUUUCCCGGGAUCGAAGCAGGCGGGCUAUGUGCAGAAGCUGUUCGGCAAGUUGGACAAAGAGACGUUCAAUGCUAUGCAGCCUGAUCGCUCGUUCAUUGUCGACAAGGAUGUUCUUGCUUUCGAGGCCAACCGGUACGUUGCCGCCUUGGUCUCCACGGAUCGCUACUGGGUCUACACCGGCUUCGGUGAUACCUUCACUCUUGACCUGGAUAGCCUCGGGAGCCAUCUGAAGGCGUCGAAAGCUAAAGCAAAAGCCCAAUGGUACGACCCCCGCAGUGGACAGCACAAGCAUGUCGCAGAGGGGGCGGUCUUUGCGCUGAAAGGCAACAAGACAUUUGUCCCGCCGACAAGUGGUAGUGUUGACCAUGAUUGGGUCUUGGAGUUGCGGGCGGAAAAAUGAGUGGUAAAUAACGAAUGUUGACGUCUAAUAUCUCUCCCAUGUAUCAACUGCUCUAUGUCCGAUACUGCCUGUCUUCGACGGUCACUUGAUCGUUGAUAGUUGUCUCGCUUUUAUACGGACUCUUCGCACGUCUUACAGUUUGAUUCUGGACAGAGUUAUGUGUCUUCCAAGAACAUCGUAUCUUCCACUGUGCCAUCUCUGAUUGCGCCGAGGGUUGACUUACAGGCACACACAUCUCUUAGCCCACAGCCCGCAGUUCAAAUACGAGGUUGGACGUCCAAGAAGUCCAGAAGCCGAAUACUCCCGUCGGGUUUCCGGACACUGGGACAUAAAACUGUUGAAAUUCGGCUCGAGAGUGGGACAGUCUGUACUGAUUGGAAGUGCAAGAGAUUCGUUUCUCUCAUAUCGUGACAAGGAGUCUGGGCCCUCCACCGUAAGAAUCUGAUUUCAGAUCAACGUUGUUCGCUCUACAGAGCGGAUGACCUCAGGCGACUGUUCGUCGAAGUCACCUGCAUCCCGCAAAGCGUAAUCGUAAUUGCCGCGUGUGUGACAAAAUUGAUGAGCCGCGCCAUGCCGCGCCAUCUUGUGCCAUCGGAAACCGGGCCGAUCACGUGGAGGAGCAAGAAUUCCCAUUUAUGGGGUCACUCCUGUCUACCUACUCUCACCGAUUUCCGUCAUGUGGGGUACUUCUCUCGCGUCGAGUCCGAAAACAUUCUGCACACCCGACCACGAUUGACGUGGAUCUGAGAACACUUCUGUUCACGAGUGCCAAUGAAGAUAACGUCCCUGCUUCUCGCUGUAGCCGCGCUCGCAAACUCAGGUAUCCAGGCCAAACAGUCUGACGUUCCCUGGAAACAUCUCUCCAUCUCCGCCCCUGUUAAUGGACGACACCUACACCGAACAAUCACCGGCGAGCCGUUCUUCUGGCAAGCAGAUACUGCAUGGGAGCUGUUCCACCGACUGAACCGCAGCGACAUCGACUUCUACCUACGUGAUCGCGCCAGCAAGGGGUUUAAUGUCAUCCAGUCGGUCGUCAUUCCGGAACUGAAUGGGACGACGUUCCCCAACUUCUAUGGCCAGCUGCCCAUCUUUGACGCAGACCCCACCCGACCGAACGAGGCGUACUUCGAGCACGUCGACUGGGCAGCGAAGCGCGCCGCCGAGUAUGGAAUUCUCAUCGCGCUAGUACCGACAUGGGGGAUGUAUGUGAACUGCGGGUGGCACAAUGGGCCUGUGAUCUUCAACAAGACGACGGCGGAGAUGUGGGGCGAGUACAUUGGCCGCCGGUAUCCGGGUCUCCCGAAGAUCAUCGGCGCGGACUCGAACGCUUUCUGGUCUUGCAAUACGUCUGCAGCUAUGAAUGCUUUCUUUGCCAAUCCGACGCUGGAUCCGAACACAUUGUUAAGUCCCAUCGAGGACACCCGGGAUAUUUGGAGCAACAUGGUCCGUGGUUUUAACAAAUCGGAAGCCGCGGCGGGUUUCCAGGCAUUCUAUACAUGGCAUCCCACGGGUGCAUGGCGAUCAACACCUGACACAGGCUUGGCAUACGGUCACAACUAUAUGAACGGAUCGUUCGGUCGCCUUUCAAUGGAUGGAGUGCAAUCGGGCCAUACCAUCCCGGACCCUAAUACCAUUCAAUUCACUCCCCUUACCAGCUGGGACAGCACCAAGAAUUACGAGAAUACAGCAGCGAUGCGUGCGGCCUUUUCGGGUCCCGUGGUCGACCUGGAGAACCAUUACGAAGGCGCAUUUGUAGGCUUCAACACCUCCCGGCCGCUCUGGAACGAUUCGGUCGUCCGCCACGGCCUGUGGUCCGCCGUGCUGAGCGGUAGUGCGGGAUUCACAUAUGGAGCAAAUGCUAUCUGGCAGUUCUACGCCCCCCUCGACCAACUUGCACGGCCGGACCUGUUUAUAGAGCCCCAGAUUGCUCAGCCAGCGAACCAGAGCUGGCGCGAUGCGCUGAAAUUCCCGGGAUCACAACAAGCAGGCUAUGUGCAGAAGUUGUUCAGCAAGCUCGACAAAACGACGUUCAAUGCCAUGGAACCUGAUCGCUCGUUCAUUGUCGAGAAAGACGUUCUCGCUUUCGAGGCCAACCGAUAUGUCGCUGCUUCGAUUUCUACGGAUCGCUACUGGGUCUACACUGGCUUCGGCGACACAUUCAGCCUCAAUUUGGAUAGCCUCGGGAGCCAUCUGAAGGCGCCGAGCGCUAAAGCACAGGCCCAGUGGUAUGACCCGCGCAGUGGUCGCUCCAGGAAUGUCACAGAGGGGGCUAUCUUUGCGCUGAAAGGUAGCAAGACAUUUGUUCCGCCGACAAGUGGUAGUGUUGACCACGACUGGGUCUUGGAGUUGCAGGUGGAAAAAUGAGCAAUAAAUAAUCAAUGAUAACGUCUGAUGUGUCAUUUAUGUACUGAUUACUCUAUCCCUCAUGCUGCUUGACUCUAUCGUUAACUUGAGUGCGGGUUUUGGCUAGCUUUUAUCUGCCCUGGAACACCUAGAGCUCGCUACGGAUUCUCACAUGCCUGGCAGCUUAGAGUCUUGGACUGAAUAUCAUCAUGUCGUCCUCUGAACCACUGAGCCGUCCUUCGAAAGCGCCGAGGGGUCAACUCGCGGACCUAUCUCUUCACUCAGAACCGCCGAGCAAAC
This is a messenger RNA of Mycena citricolor, 4545 nucleotides long. The record is from the annotation of a GenBank genome assembly. Lineage: Eukaryota; Fungi; Basidiomycota; Agaricomycetes; Agaricales; Mycenaceae.